GGGCAAAAUAUGUCCUGCGUUUGUCUCCUCCAUUUCCUGGGAGCAAAGUGAUCCCACGUCAUAAUAAGGGGAAAAAAGAGAAUUAUUUUUUUUCUUUUUUUUUCUAUAAGCAUUUCCAUGAAUUUGGAGUUUUUGUUUUUUGCCACAAAUUUUCUAUUUAAAAUUGCAUUGAUUUUUGGUUAAGACAACCAAAGAUCGAAUUGAUCCCACCCAACAUUAAGUUGCAGUGAUUUGAUGCCAUCUGAAAGCUUUAAUGAAAAUUCCAUUUUUUUACGAGUUUUUAUAGAGAUUUUGAAGCGAAGUAUUGGGGAAAAGAGAGGGAGAAAUGGCUGGAGCGGAGUUUGGGGAUCGCAGAUUCCUUCUUCGGUCCAAUUCUGCAAAUUCAGAGUCAGAUUUGGAAGCUCAGAAUGGGAGGAAAGUUGGGAUUAGGGAUUUGUUGAAGCAACUUGAUCGACGGCUAUCGGGCAGAAUACUUAGCAGGAAGCAUUUGGAAAGAGAGAAUUCUCAUCGUUGUCCUCCUCAUGAAAAUCCGGAUAUGCUUGGAGAUGGAGCUCCUCCUGAAUGGGCUCUUUUGCUAAUUGGAUGCCUUUUAGGGCUUGCUACUGGUCUCUGUGUGGCCGCCUUUAAUCGUGGGGUGCAUAUAAUACAUGAGUGGGCCUGGGCAGGUACUCCUAAUGAGGGUGCUGCUUGGUUUCGCCAACAGAGACUAGCCGAUACAUGGCAUAGGAUCAUGUUAAUACCAGUGACCGGUGGAGUUGUAGUUGGGAUGAUGCAUGGUUUACUGGAGACCAUUGACCAAAUAAAGCAGUCCCGGCCUUCUCAGAGGCGAAGCUUUGAUUUGCUUGGAGGAGUUGUCCCUACAAUCAAAGCUAUUCAAGCUGCAGUGACUCUAGGUACUGGUUGUUGUCUAGGUCCUGAGGGACCUAGUGUGGAUAUUGGCAAAUCAUGUGCAAAUGGGUGUUCCGAAAUGAUGGAGAACAACAACGAGAGGAGAAUAGCUCUUACUGCAGCUGGUGCAGCUGCAGGAAUUGCUUCUGGGUUCAAUGCUGCUGUGGCUGGUUGUUUCUUUGCCAUAGAGACUGUACUAAGGCCCCUCCGUGCAGAGAAUUCACCUCCCUUUACAACUGCAAUGAUUAUAUUGGCAUCUGUUAUAUCAUCAACUGUGUCAAAUGUUUUGCUUGGAGAAAGGCCAGCUUUUACGGUGCCCACGUAUGAACUGAAAUCUGCUGCUGAACUGCCAUUGUACCUCAUUCUAGGCAUGCUUUGUGGAGUGGUUAGUGUUGCUUUUACCCGACUGGUGACCUGGUUUACAAAGGGGUUUGACAUCAUCAAGGAUCAAUUUGGGAUACCUCCAGUUAUGUGUCCUGCUUUAGGUGGUUUGGGAGCUGGUAUGAUAGCUCUGAGGUACCCUGGAAUACUCUAUUGGGGUUUCACAAAUGUUGAAGAAAUCUUGCGUACUGGGAAGAGUGCUUCGGCACCUGGAAUAUGGUUAUUGGCUCAAUUGGCAGGUGCUAAAGUCGUGGCAACUGCUCUCUGCAAGGGAUCUGGGCUUGUGGGUGGUCUCUAUGCUCCGAGCUUGAUGAUAGGGGCAGCAGUUGGGGCUGUUUUUGGUGGUUCAGCAGCUGAGGUUAUCAAUUCAGCAAUACCAGGAAAUGCAGCUGUUGCUCAGCCACAGGCCUAUGCACUGGUUGGGAUGGCUGCAACAUUGGCAUCAGUAUGUUCUGUUCCCUUGACAUCAGUGUUGCUGCUGUUUGAGCUGACUAAGGAUUAUAGGAUAUUGCUCCCACUCAUGGGAGCUGUUGGGUUAGCGAUAUGGGUACCAUCUGUAGCCAACCAGCCAAAGGAGACCGAGUCUUCUGAAGCACGGGCGCCCCGUCGGGGUUAUGCUUCUGUUUCACCUGUUGAAGACCAAAACCAUAGCGGAAAUGAUGUAGAACUCUCUAUUGUAGAAAAUGGGGCUGACAAUCAAAUGUUAAUUGAAGAGAUACUUUUGGAGGAUCUCAAGGUAUCUCAAGCAAUGUCAAAGAACUUCAUCAGAGUAUUGCCAACAAUUACAGUGAAAGAGGUACUACAGCUAAUGCUAGAUAGCCAACAAAGAUGUGCCCUUGUGGUUGAUGCUGAUGAUCUUCUUGAGGGAAUUAUCACGCAUGGUGACAUCAGACGAUUCAUAUCCCAGAGAUCUGAUGAUGCUCCUAGGGAUGAUUUGACAAUUCUGAAUGUGAGUGCCAGCCCUGUGUCCUCUGCCUGUACUCGGAGGAUACGCUAUCGAGGGAGUGAGCGUGGUCUUCUGGUUUGUUAUCCAGACAUGGAGUUGUUGACUGCAAGGGAACUCAUGGAGGCAAGAGGAAUCAAUCAGCUACCAGUUGUUAGGCGUGGUUCAGAGUUGAGGAAAGAGAGGCGGCGAAGAGUUGUAGCUCUUCUUUCAUAUGAUCUAAUUGGGCAUUGCUUAAGAGAGGAGUUGAUCCGGGGGAACUCUUACCCGCAAAGGAAAGAAGAGGAGCGGGAAAUCACUCCAAAUGAUCAUUGAUCCAAAUAGUAUGUUGCAAUUUGCACUUCUGCUGUAGUGCGUCUGCACAUGAAAACAAGCCAUUUCGAUGAGUCGCUGUCAGCACAAUGAGUUCAAACUCAUUAUCAUUGGCACACUUCACAGCCCUUUUCCUUGUUUUGCCAGAUUAGCGUGCGUCGUGUGCAUUGCUCAAGAUCUAUUGGGAUCCAGCAUGGGUUUGGAGCAUCAGUUACAGUUAUCAAUAUGGAAAUAGUUGCAAUUUUUUUUAGGCCCAUCUGUAACAGCAUUGUUCGGUGUAGAGAUACUUACUGUUUUUUUUUUUUUUUCUAUAUUCAGGCCAAGUAGGCAUACAUAUGAAAGGAAGUUUUACUGGUCAUGCAAAUAGAUAUGUGCCUUUGUAUUUUAUUGGGUCAAUUUAGCAUUUGUACAUUUUAAGUCUUUUUGUUUUACUCCAGCCUGUGAUACUUGGUUUCCACUUUCUACUCUUCUUCGAGUGCUCGCUCUUAUUUUCUUUCAGGUUUUCAUUCUUCGGGUUCUGAGCUGCCAGUUAGAGAGUUGCAAGUGUAUGUAUUUUCGGAGGAUAUAUACAAACAUGAAAUGUAAGUAUUGAUGUAUUAUCAAAUCGUAGUUGUUGGUUUGGAUCUUUCA
Messenger RNA from Amborella trichopoda, 3154 nucleotides. It is a transcript of the gene CLC-F, whose product is annotated as chloride channel F. Gene Ontology annotation, biological process: transmembrane transport; chloride transport. Gene Ontology annotation, cellular component: chloroplast; membrane; Golgi apparatus. NCBI's taxonomy places the organism in Eukaryota, Viridiplantae, Streptophyta, Magnoliopsida, Amborellales, Amborellaceae. The record is from RefSeq and is a predicted model, not a curated record. Gene Ontology annotation, molecular function: chloride transmembrane transporter activity.